AUGGUCGGAAAGAAAUCGGGCAAGGCCCUUCGGGAUGAGGGCCUGGAACGGACCGACAACAACAUGGACCUAUCCAGCUGGCCGCAGAUCCCAGCAAUCAACCAGAAGAACUACUACACAGAUUAUUUGAAACGAGACGACCAGAACCUGGCAUACCGACUCCAAAAUGAGGAGAACAGGGCGAGAAUGGCCAAGAAGGCUAAGGACCACGACCGAGAGCAGGCGAUGAAGAAUGAGGCUGCGGAAGGGGAUGCUGAAGCAGAUGGUGAUGCCAACAUGGAAGAUGCAGAGGAGGCACCUGCCGAAGUCAUUGGCUCCAAGGUCAUCGUGGUUCACAUGGGAAGUCAGAAUCUCCGCAUCGGCCUUGCCAGCGAUGCAUUGCCCAAAACGCUACCGAUGGUGAUUGCGAGGAAAUCCAAGACAAAUGAGUCGGAGGACCAUGAGGAGUCCAAGCCCAAGCGGUUCAAGCAUGAGGACGGUUCUGAAAUGGAGCCGGAGAAGGAGUUUGGCCCUGAGUGGUCGGCGCACUUUGGUCGGAUGUCUGCGGAUUUGAAGGUACACAUGCGACUGAAUAAGCGAAGGAUGCUUCCCAACUCCAAGGAAAUGGUGGUCAACUAUAAUCGCAGAACUGUCCCCGAAAUCAUUUCCGAGCACAAUGACCCCAUGCGUGCGGAAUGGACUGAGUUGUCUAGCCCACCACCAGAGUAUAUCGUUGGUCAACCGGCAUUGAGGGUACCGGACGAGUCAAAGCCCCGAUACAAACUAUACUGGCCAAUCCGGAAUGGCUGGUGCAAUGAGAAAGACUACGCAAGCAAGAGAGCACUGUUCCUGGAUAUCUCGUUGAUCCUCGAGGAUGCUAUCAAAAACCAACUGCACUUGACCAGUAAGAAGGAAUGGACCCAAUACUCAUGCGUAUUUGUGAUUCCGGAUCUUUAUGACAAGUCAUACGUGACUUCCAUCCUAGAGAUGUUGAUGCGUGAAUUCGCAUUCGCUCGAGUUUGUUUCAUCCAAGAGAGUCUUGCGGCCACCUUCGGUGCUGGAUUUACUUCGGCUUGUGUUGUUGAUAUUGGAGCGCAGAAGACAUCUAUCUGCUGUGUGGAAGAAGGCAUGUGUGUCGAGAACUCGCGCGUCAACCUCAAGUACGGCGGGCAAGACAUGACCGAAACCUUUGUCAAAAUGAUGCUCCAUGAUCACUUCCCUUACGCGGAUAUCAACCUGCACCGCAGACACGACUUCCUUUUGGCCGAAGAGCUAAAGAAGAACAUCUGCACCAUGGUUGAAGCGAGUGUUUCGCCUCAAGUCUUCGAUUUCCACCUUCGUGUAGCAGGACAGGAUACACGAAAGUAUACCUUCAAGGCUUUCGAUGAAGUUCAUCUUGCGCCUAUGGGCGUAUUUGAACCCGCUAUCUUUGACAACGAGAACAAGAUCGACGGAAGACGCACGCUGAUUGAUCGUUCCGUUGACAUAUACGAAUCGUCCCCCAACGAUCCAACUUCUGCUGCCCAGUCAGAGAUCCUGACAGCUAUCGCCCCUCCCCUCAAAAACGACAAAACCAAUUCCGAAAGCGAGGCACAAGCCCCGAUCCGCCCUCCAGCAUUGAAAGUCGAGGCUACACCACGGUCCUCCGCCGCCGGCUCACCAGCACCUGAACCCACCAGCACACCCCAGCCAGCCGGUGCAACUACUACAGCUGCCCCCGCUGCGGCUCCCCGUCCACCCGCUGUGGAAUACCGCGACGACAUCGUGCCUGUCUUUGGUCUGGACAAUGCCAUCCUGACCUCCAUCGCCCACGCCGCUCGUUCCGACGAUAAGAAGAUGCGAGACUUUAUCGGUGGUAUCAUGGUUGUUGGUGGUGGCAGCUUGACCCAAGGCUUCCAUGCUUUCCUCGAGGAACGACUCCAGACCCUUCGUCCUGGCUUUGCAAAGGAAAUCAUGAUCGGAACACCGCCCCGAGAGCUGGAUCCGCAGGUUGUCGUCUGGAAGGGAGCCAGUAUCUUUGGCAAACUCAGCACCACAAACGACAGCUGGAUCGGUAGAGUCGAAUUCGACCGACUUGGUCCCCGACUGAUGGCAUACAAGUGUAUGUGGGCCUAUUAG
Penicillium salamii is the source of this 2097-nucleotide messenger RNA. Lineage: Eukaryota; Fungi; Ascomycota; Eurotiomycetes; Eurotiales; Aspergillaceae. The record is from the annotation of a GenBank genome assembly.